This is a messenger RNA of Linum trigynum, 2503 nucleotides long. The record is from the annotation of a GenBank genome assembly. Lineage: Eukaryota; Viridiplantae; Streptophyta; Magnoliopsida; Malpighiales; Linaceae.
ACCACUCAAGAGUUAACGUUUAUCCCUUUUAGACUCAUAAAAUAUAAAGCUCAAUAUUGCUCAUAUAAUGUAUAUUUUGUAUAUGUAAAGUGUAGACCACAACAUAUGGACGCCUAGUUUAGAUAAAUUUCAUACAUUAUGAUGGAUGAAAACAUGAAAGGAAGGUCAUUUCCAGCCUAUGAUAAUUGCUAAGAGAUUAAGUCAACUUACACAAACAGAACAAUUCAUUAACCCAUACCAUUGUCAUAAAUUUUUGUUAGGUGAAUACUUCUAUACUAAUCGUAAGAUAAUUGUCUUAGUUGCAGGUAUUUUUGUUAAGGGUCAACUAUAACUAAGUGUUGAUUGUUAUGUUUUAUUCAUUAUAUAAAUUGCGAAUUGUUGCAUUAACCGAAAAAUUUUCAUCGUCAAUGAUAAUGUGAUUUUAUAUUGGUUAAUCUGGUUAACCAAUUAACCAAACCGAUUAAACUUUAGUUUGGUUAAUUUGGUUGUUGUAUUAGUUUGGACGGUUUUGUUAUGAUAUUGUAUUCCAUGGUUAAUGGAAUUUAGCCUUAUUUAGUUUGGUUAUAACCAUGGUAACCAUUUGAACACCUCUAUUGCUAGCCUUUUGCUGUCAGGGUUAAUAGGCCAUAAUUGUUGGUUGUGUAUGCUCGAUAUCGUCUCUAUUUGUCAAGCGAUUUUUAUUCACCCAGCCAGUUGGUCUGGUCCGAUUCGAUUGAAAAUAACAAAACUUAAGAUGCAUCCACCCACCGUACACUACACUUUGCACAAUUCCUAGGGGUCGUUUGGACGUGGAAAUGCAAUGCAGUAAUUGGACCCAAAUACCACAUAACGCAGUAAUUGGGUUUAAAACCCACGUUUGGGAGAGCAAAAAGGGUAUGGGAAUUGGACCAUGGAAAUUGGCUUCAAUUACCACAUUCAUGGUAAUUGAGAAUACUACACCUCCCCCUAGUAAUUUGACAUUACCACGUUUUCUUACUUCUUUUUCCAAAUUCCACACCAUCAAUUCCCACAAAACUAAACCCUAUCCAAACGUGAAAUUUUUUUCAAUUUCCACAAGUCAAUUCCUUGGUUUUGUAAAACAUGGAAAUUCAGACAAAUUCCAACGUUUUCAAAUUUCCACAUCCAAACGACCCCAAGUCACCCGGCAGGCAUGUCCAGUUCGGGAGGAUCAGAAUAAAAAAAAAAAAAAAAGUAAAUACAAUAUAUAUUCCAACCUUUUAAACUUUUUAAAUUAAUAGCCAAACCUUUCAAAAUACAAAAUAGGGUUAAUUGCAAGGAUGGUCACUGGAUUUACUAAAACUGUUCAUGUUUGGUCACUGCAAAUAUUUAAUUCCAUUCAUGGUCACUAAGAUUAGUUCAAUAGUUCAAGCUCGUCCAGGCCUCCCCUCUUUACUGUUCAAACCUUAGCCCUUUCUCAUUCAUAUUUCCGGCUCCGCCAAUGACGGCGAUGGCGUCCACAGCAGUAGCAAGUUCUUCUUCUUCUCCUCCUCCGUACACGGGGCGGUGGGAUUACGACGUGUUCGUGUGCUUCAGAGGGGAUGACAUUCAGGAUAAUUUUAUGAGCCACCUUGAGAAAGAUCUGUCUAAAAUGAAAAUCAAAACCUUCGUCGACACCCAGCUCAAAGUAACCCAGGAAAAUCGACAAACUCCUCUCCAUCCUCAGAGGAACAGCGAUUUCGGUGGUGAUAUUCUCCAAAAACUUCGCGAAUUCGUCCUAGUGCCUUGAAGAAGUGGCCACCAUUGUCGAAAUCACUAAAAAAUUCGGGCACAAAACGCUGCCGGUUUUCUUUCGGGUGGAUUGGACCACCGUGGCCAGGGACGACGACCAUUCGCCGGCCCCUAAUGAAAAAAACAUCAGGUGCAUACUUGGUAACCAAAAUGAUAUUAGCUUCUGAAUGAAUUCAACGUUUCAGGCUGGACCGGGUCGACGAACUUGACCCGGUCAGAGAGCGCAGCGGCGGCGAGGGAUUUGGUCAUGAGCGCAGCGGCGGUGGUAAGUUUUAUUUUUAUUUUUUAAUAGUUGUAAAAUGAGGUGUAAAUUGUAAAUAUUUAUAUUUUAUUAUUUUUUUAAUGGCCACGUCACUCAUUUAACGGUCAACUAUAAUAGUUGACUGCCACAUCAGCAAAAACUAACGGAAACUAACGGAGAGUCACCAAACUUGAACUAUUGAACUAAUCUUAGUGACCAUGAAUGGAAUUAAAUAUUUGUAGUGACCAAACAUGAACAGUUUUAGUAAUCCCAGUACCAUCCUUGCAAUUAACCCAUACAAAAUAUUAGUCAAAUGUUAACUUCUCGUUAGCAAUUUUGUUAGUAAUAUUGACUUUAUAACAUGAUAUUGACUUGAAAGAUACACAUGGGAGUUUACAUUCUAAAAUUUUAGUAUUUUAAUUGAGAAAAAAAUUACAAAAUCACCAACGGUAACAAACAAAUGGCUAAUAUUUUGGUGCAUUACCAAAGAUUUAGCUAAUAUUUUGUAUUUCGUAAUAAUUUAUAAAGUUUAAA